UUAAACAGAACAUCUGCUCAACACCAUGCCCACUCUAAAGAAGUAACCUUUUCACAAGAAUGACACGUCUUGUCUGAGUCUCCUCACUUUGGCAUUUUGGCUUUCCUCUGGUGAGAAAGUCUCUCCUCAUCUAUGAGCAUUCCCUGUCUGGAAAAUUUAGAAGCAUACUUUGGAGGAAAAACAGGAAUUUUAAGAAGAGUUUGUUCAUCUUUCCAAGAAAGGUGGAUAAGAUUUUGGUGGGGGUUGUCCUGAAUCUAAAAAAAAAGAAUUUCCGUACCUAGCAGACCUAUUUGACAUCACUUCAGGAUUCUGUCACUGGAAAUUGCUAUUUCACAAUUGAGGUGGGAGCUCUUGACAAUAUAAAAAUAUCUAAGUAGCUGGGAAGAUACUAGAAGGUCAUUUAUUUUACCUGUAUCUGACAGCCCUCCGCCACUUCAGCACUAUGAGAACAACAUCCUUUAUCCUACUCCUGGUUGUGGCACUUGCAACCAUAUUCAAUAUAGACUGUUCCACAGAGGAGUACCAGGUUAAUUGCACUCCUUAUAGAAACCUACCACCAGAAGAACUAAGAUUUUGUCCUCUAGUCUAUGAACCAAUUUGUGGAUCUGAUGGCAAAACCUAUUCCAAUGAAUGUAUCUUUUGUUUUAAAGUUAAGGAAACUGAUGAAAGACUUAAAUUUAUACAUUUUUGAAAAUGUUGAAUCCAUCUUCUGAUUCCAAAAUACCUUUUAAUGCAUUUUCUUACUAAGAGAUACAUUUCAUUUCCCAGAAAUCCAUCACACCUUGCCUAAUCGUAUCACCAUAUGUUGAUUUCUUUGUAGAAUAAAAUAGGCCUAAGUGAAAUAAA
Molecule: messenger RNA, 846 nt
Organism: Marmota monax (woodchuck)
Lineage: Eukaryota; Metazoa; Chordata; Mammalia; Rodentia; Sciuridae
Gene: Spink9
Product: serine peptidase inhibitor Kazal type 9
Exons: 6
Coding region: 443-691 (82 amino acids)
Molecular function (GO): serine-type endopeptidase inhibitor activity; protein binding
Source: RefSeq, a predicted model, not a curated record